CAUGCCCAGCAUCCUUGACUGGACGGAUGAUGGCUUCAGCAUGUGUUUUGGCAUCAACCACUUGGGGCACUUCCUUCUAACCAACCUGCUUCUUCCUCGCCUGAAGGAGUGUGCCCCCAGCCGGGUGGUGACCCUCACAUGCUCCACUUACAAAUACCAGAAAUUGAACUUCCAGGACCUCAAUUACAACUUACUUCCCUUCUUCACCUACUGCCGCAGCAAGCUGGCGAAUAUCUACUUCAGUCAGGAACUGGCUCGCAUCACUGACGGGAAAGGAGUUACUUCAUAUGCUGUACACCCUGGUUUUGUGCAAAGCAACUGGACAUGCCACUACUCUUUCCUGUUCCGGAUGCUGAUGCAGGUGAUCAUGUGGAUGUUUUUUGUGCCGUGUGAGAUUGGAGCUCAGACUGUCAUCUACUGUGCCGUGUCAGAUGAAGCUGCCAAACACAGCGGGGGGUACUUCGUCGACUGCCGACCUGCAGUGCUCCGUCCUUUUGCAAAAGAUGCAGGUGUGGCCAAAAAGCUGUGGGAAGCCAGUGAGAGACUGGUGAAGCUAGCUUAACUGAGGAAUCUGAAGGCACUUUUGAAAUGACCCCACCCCUUCUUGUCUUUGUCUAUAUUAUUUAAGCAGAUUUUGUUAUGUUUUCGUGAACAUUUUGCUGUGUAAAUUCUCUUUUAUGUACUUGUGUAUUUCAAGUAAAAUACUUUAUUUUACAAACACAAA
This is a messenger RNA of Neolamprologus brichardi, 724 nucleotides long. The record is from RefSeq and is a predicted model, not a curated record. Lineage: Eukaryota; Metazoa; Chordata; Actinopteri; Cichliformes; Cichlidae.